Molecule: messenger RNA, 1497 nt
Organism: Capronia epimyces CBS 606.96
Lineage: Eukaryota; Fungi; Ascomycota; Eurotiomycetes; Chaetothyriales; Herpotrichiellaceae
Exons: 4
Coding region: 1-1497 (498 amino acids)
Source: RefSeq, a predicted model, not a curated record
AUGAUCGGAACUUCACCGCUUGAGUAUGCCUGGGUGGUGACUUGGGUUGUGAUCUUACACUCGAUUGGGCCGCUUUGCGUCGGAUACUCUAUCAUAGCCAGAUUCUUACCAGGCUAUCUACGAGUCUGGAAGUACCUCGAAUACUGGGCCGCCAUAGAGACGGUGUUCUACGUUCUAACGUAUGCCUACCGGAAAUACUACCUCGAAUCUCCAGCGGUACACCCCCCUCCUCUUGUGCAGGAGGAAAGAAGUCAACUGUUUCGCCGUUGUUUUGAAACCGCUCAAGACCUCACUGCGUUCUUCUCGGUAUGGUUCUUAGGGGCGCCCAUCACUGCGAUCAAAAGAGAGAACAUCAAAGAGUGGCUCCGAUGGGCUUUCUUCAACACGGCCACGGCGGACCCAGCCUAUGAUGACGAACUGGAAACAUAUGUAAAGCAGCUCGAAACAAAACUUGGGACGCGCUUCGAACCCGGCAGAGCCGAUGUGAGGAGCAUACGCUUGACGCUGGACAAGGUCGACGCGCUCCAUCGGAGUCUGACCUGGUAUUUGUGCAUCCUUGUAGUUGAUAUCCUCACGCAUACUUUUAUGUACGUGAAUGGCUUCGACUUCUACCGUGGCUCGAUUGCGGUAUCUAUGGGCACUAUCCCUCCGCGACCACAAGCACUUAUUGCCACCAGUCGUUCGCCAAGUCACGAUAUGAGUUACUGGUAUCGCCCUCAGACCUCACAGAAAGAAUUACCAGUGGUGUUCCUCCACGGCAUCGGGGUCGGCCUGUAUCCAUACAUGCAGCUUCUAAAGGAGGUGAACAUGGGCCGCCGGGAUGAGGACGGGAACAUCGGGAUCCUUGCGGUCGAGAUCUUAUCUAUAUCUUCGCGAAUCACGACCCCGGUCCCCCGGAGGGAAGAACUAUGUCACCGGCUUCGAUCUAUUCUGCAUCAUCACGGGAUCGACAGAUUUGUCCUAGUAUCGCAUUCAUAUGGCUCGGUCAUCACCACGCACCUUCUCAAGACCCCUGAUCUGGCCUGUCGAAUAUCGUCAGUCAUCCUUGUGGAUCCUGUUUCCAUAUUAUUGCAUCAACCAGAUGUGGUGUACAAUUUUACAAUUCGGGCCCCAAAAUUUGCCAAUGAAUGGUUGCUGUGGUAUUUCGGCUCCAAGGACAUGGGCGUGGCUCACACCCUCUCGCGCACGUUCUUCUGGUCACAGAACAUACUGUGGAAGGAGGACCUCUUCGCACAUCGUGCAACAGUGUUCCUCUCCGAGAAAGAUUCGAUCGUGAACGCCCGACAAGUACGCAGGUACUUGGAAGAUAUAGAAGAGCACGAUACUGGCCAGGAUGCGGCAAAAGUACCCCAGGAAAGCUUGUCGGUUCCCUUUGAGCAGGGCAGCUUGGAAGUGGUGUGGUGCCCUGGUCUUGAUCAUGGACAGGUCUUUGACCUCGCUGCCUGGAGAGAGCGAUUGAAGCUUGAAAUCCUCAGGAAGGCACGGUAUGCAACAUAA